UUGCUAUAGCUCUCAUUGCGACCGUUUAACGCUCAUCGGUCACGUGAUCAGGAUCCAUUUCAACUGAAGCUCAUUUCAAGGAUUCAAUUUAAAAUGUUCCGCCUGAGCGGACUGGAUGGUCCAGAUCCUGUCAGCCGGGAACCGAACCGCUGUGUGUUCGGCUACAUGAUCAGCAGAACCGGGUUUUCUUCAUGGACUCUGGUUCCGGUCCAGCAGUUCCUCAGGUUGUAGCUAAAUUAGAGGGAGACGUCUCCGGUCCAAUGUCCUCGGGCUGUCCCCCCCAGUCCCCGGCCGUAGCCAAGACAGAGGUAGCGGUGGAGGGAGAGUGCCCCCUGCUGGCAGCUACCUUCGCCUACUGGGACAACAUCCUGGGGCCGCGCGUGCGCCACAUGUGGGCGCCGCGUGGCGAGCAGCCGAUGGCGCUGAGCGACGGCGAGGUCACCUUCCUGGCCAACCACACGCUGAACGGAGAGAUCCUGCGCAACGCCGAGUGCGGCGCCGUGGACGUCAAGUUCUUCGUCCUGGCAGAGAAAGGCGUCAUCAUCGUGUCUCUGAUCUUCGACGGCGAGCUGAAGGGCGACAAGAACACGUGCGCCCUGUCUGUCAUCCUGCCGCAGACCGAGCUGGCCUUCUACCUGCCGCUGCACGCUGCCUGCGUGGAGCGGCUCACACACGGCAUCCGCAAGGGACGCAUCUGGAUGCAGAAGGGCUACAACAUCAUCUCGGUGCUGAGCCUGGAGAUCGCCCCCAUCAUGGAGCUGCUGGCCUCCAUGAAGUCUCACUGCGUUCCUGAGGAAAUCGACAUCAGAGACACCGUGCUAAAUGAUGACGACAUCGGGGACAGCUGCCAUGAGGGCUUCCUCCACAAAGCCAUCAGCUCCCAUCUGCAGACGUGUGGCUGCUCCGUCGUGGUCGGAAGCAACCCAGAGAAAGUAAACAAGAUCGUCCGGACUCUCUGCCUGUUCCUGACUCCAGCUGAGAGGAAGUGUUCCCGCCUCUGCCGGGCCAGCUCCUCCUUCAAGUACGACACGGGUCUGUUCGUCCAGGGACUCCUGAAGGACUCCACGGGCAGCUUCGUGCUGCCGUUCCGCCAGGUGCUGUACGCGCCGUACCCGACCACGCACAUCGACGUGGACAUCAACACCGUGAAGCAGAUGCCGCCGUGCCACGAACACACCUUCAACCAGCGGCGCUACAUGCGCUCUGAGCUCAACGCGCUGUGGAAGACCGAUAGCGAGGACGACAUCCCGCCGGAAACCGUGAUCCACACGGACGAAACCUUCACCCCGGACCUGAACAUCUUCCAGGAUGUCCUGCAUACCGACACGCUGGUCAGAUCCUUCAUAGACGAGGUGUUCCUGCUGAAGCCCGGCCUGGCCCUGCGGAGCGCCUACCUGGCCCAGUUCCUGCUGCUGCUGCACCGCAAGGCGCUCACGCUGCUCAAGUACAUCGAGGACGAGACGCAGAAGGGGAAGAAGCCGUUCCGGGCCCUCCGGAACCUGAAGGCCGACCUGGACCUGAAGGCCGAGGGGGACCUGAACAUCGUCAUGGCGAUGGCUGAGAAGCUGAGGGCCGGGCUUCACUCCUUUGUGUUCGGGAAGCCGUUCUACACCAGCGUGCAGGAGAGGGACGUGCUCAUGAGCUUCUGACCCCACCAGGUCAGAACCGGGUCAGAACCCGGUCCAACCGGGUCAGACUGAAGCUGUUUGCUUCCUUCGUCUCCAGGAACCAGAACUUGGACUGAUGUCAACUUAGACUUAAGCUGAUAUUUGUUUUAAAUGUGCUGAAUUUGUGAGACAACUGGAGCUUUUUAAUAUUUUAUAAUCAUGAAUAAUUUCAAUUAUGAUGAGUUACUAAACUCCAGCUCAACUCUGAAAAGUUUAUAGACCAUAAAUCAGCAAAUCUGCUGAGAUGGAAAGCUUCACAUCCUGUUCUGCCUUUCUCUGAUUGGCUGUCAGAGUUCUCUGCCUUUCUCUGAUUGGCUGUCAGAGUUCUCUGCCUUUCUCUGAUUGGCUGUCGGGAUCUGAUUUGCUUCAUGUUUUAUCUUAUUUUGUUGAUCUUUUUUCAGCUGUUUCUGUUUUCUGUUCAUCAGCGAGAAACGUUUCAGGAAUAAAAGUUAAACAAAACAGAA
Poeciliopsis prolifica (blackstripe livebearer) is the source of this 2131-nucleotide messenger RNA. It is a transcript of the gene c9orf72, whose product is annotated as C9orf72-SMCR8 complex subunit. Lineage: Eukaryota; Metazoa; Chordata; Actinopteri; Cyprinodontiformes; Poeciliidae. The transcript has 10 exons. Bases 192 to 1649 code for a protein of 485 amino acids. Gene Ontology annotation, biological process: endocytosis; autophagy. Gene Ontology annotation, cellular component: endosome; autophagosome. The record is from RefSeq and is a predicted model, not a curated record. Gene Ontology annotation, molecular function: guanyl-nucleotide exchange factor activity.